CGCGAGUAGCCCGCGAGCUCUCGGUGCGUGUGUUCCCCCUGCUGCGCGGCUGGUGCUGUGUCGUCGGGUGUCUGCCGCGCGCGCAGCCAAGCUCGGCACUCCGCCGUCUCUGCACAGCGCAGCACAAGCUCGAAAUCGAAGAUGGCCGGCUGCUGCUCGUCCUCGGCCACGGGGACUCGCCGCCACCGCCUCGUCCUCGCCCGGCUGCUCGUCGCACCGCAGCACUAGCCCCGCCGCCGGUCCUUCCUCCUCUCUCUCUCUCUCUCUCUCUCUCUCUCUCUCUCGCGCUUUCGCACUCCGUGUGCAGCAGUGUGUGGUGCAGUGCGGUGUCCGAUAUCUCUUCUCCGCGAGCGAGAGAGCCAACCAAGUGCCUGUUACUACGAGCCCGGAGCCCGAGGGAUAACCAGAAAGCGCCGAAGAGCUCGUCGAGCAGAGGCACCCGAAUCACCCUGGCAAGUCGGUGUUGAGGCAUGUAGGCGACGAGAGCACAGACCAAAACAACAAUAUUACGAUGACGAGCGAGGACCUCCUGCAGCCCGGACACGUUGUCAAGGAGCGAUGGAAAGUGAUGAAGAAAAUUGGGGGAGGUGGCUUCGGAGAGAUCUACGAGGGCCUGGACUUGGUCACAAAAGAACAGGUAGCUCUGAAGGUCGAGUCAGCCAGGCAACCAAAGCAGGUCUUAAAGAUGGAGGUGGCUGUACUUAAGAAACUUCAGGGAAAAGAGCACGUCUGCAGAUUCAUAGGUUGUGGGCGAAACGACAGAUUUAAUUAUGUCGUGAUGCAGCUACAAGGGAAGAAUCUGGCAGAGCUACGGCGAGCCCAGCCAAGAGGAGCCUUCUCGCUGUCAACCACCCUGCGAUUGGGUCUUCAAAUUCUUAAAGCAAUAGAGAGUAUUCACCAAGUGGGCUUCCUUCAUAGGGACAUCAAGCCGUCAAAUUUUUCCAUCGGACGCCAUCCACACCACACAAGAUUAGUUUACAUGCUGGACUUUGGUUUGGCACGCCAGUUUACAACGGGAACUGGUGAAGUCAGACCACCCAGGGCAGCAGCAGGUUUCAGAGGUACCGUCCGAUACGCGUCCGUCAAUGCUCACAAAAACAAGGAAAUGGGAAGACACGACGAUCUGUGGUCGCUUUUUUAUAUGCUUGUUGAAUUCGUCAAUGGACAGCUUCCCUGGAGGAAGAUCAAGGACAAGGAACAAGUGGGAAUGAUGAAAGAAAAUUACGAUCACAAAUUGCUACUUAAACACCUGCCAUCUGAUCUUCGAGUAUUUUUAGAGCACAUUCAGGGUUUGGAAUAUGCAGACCAACCUGAUUAUACUAUGCUAGCUGGUUUAUUUGAAAGAUGUAUACAACGCCGAGGUAUACAAGCAAGCGAUCCUUACGACUGGGAGAAACCGAUAAUCACAAACGAGGGGUUACCAACGACGAAGUCGUUACCUACAGUUACUAUUCCGCCAGCGCUCACUACGGCCACGACUAUCAAUCAACCUCCCACGACGCCCAAUGUCGAUACGAAUAAUCAAGAGAACGUUGAACCAGACAACAGAAAAGAGCUGGAAGCCCAACUGGACUACGAAAGCCUAUGCAGGAGAAAUAGAGUGCGGCGAAUCGAAGGUGUUGUCCCAUUCACUACAGCAAUUAGUAAUCAUGGCCGAGACAAAAAUUGCAAUGCCACCAUACCAAUUACAGAUAACACGCGUCAGCAAGCCGGGCAGCAAAUCACAACCGCGCCUACAGUCCAAGGAUCUCCGAAAAAACGAAGAGCAGUCUCUAUGGCCGUAGAAGCACAAAUUCCCGCGACACCUCAGGAGAAGCAGGUGGACAACGAAGGAGAUGCGUUAAUGGCGAGUGCGCGAUCCGCAUCGGAGGUAGCUCGCACCAAGAGCGCCGCGAAUGCUGCGGCGCCGCUCAGAAAAUCGGCCAGCGGCGCGACCUUUGCAAGGUUGCGGGUCAUGACAACGCCCGAGACAACGCCCGGAGAGUCGCCGAGCCCGAGAAUACAACCGGACGUCGACGCGUCUUACUGCUCUUAUGAUCUCACCAACACAAAAAACCUCGGCAACCAGAGUCCCAGGUUCAUCACUCCCGUCGGUCGCUGCAGCACAAUGCCCUCCAUCCCUUUCACUGAGAUGAUGAAGAAGCAAAUUACUGUGACGGAGCAGCGGGAGCCUCUGCGUCGCGAACCAAAGCGACGCUCAGAGAGCAGACAGCAGGCGAGAAGCGGCGGCAGGGCGGCAGCGCGCGACUGCUCGAUUACGCAGUUUGCUCAAAUCGACGACGACAACGUGUCAGCACUGCAACAGGUAACGCGUGGUGGUGGUGGACUCACCCUCGCGUCCCAGUGGAAGUCCCAGUUCGACGACUCCGAGGAAACUGACAACGAGUGGAAAGCCGAGAACCUUCAGAGUCCGGAGCACAAAACAAACAACAUGCCGCCUCUGGUAGCUCAGCCUACAGCAAGUAGCGAAGUCGCUGCGAAUCCGGCAUCAGCCUCUUUAGCGUCACACGAUACAAAAGCUGCAGUGACGUCACAGUUAACCGCAAGCACUACACAGCAAAACCAGCAACCGCAGCAGUCGAUCCAAACGCAGUCAGUUCAAAAUGUAUUGUCGCGCAUUAGCGAGGAUUCACCAAGACCCCCGCCACCUCCACCACAAAGGUGUCUUAACAUUACCGGAAUCGAAAAAUAUCCGGAACUACAGGGAGCUUUACCUCGGGCAUGGAGCGUUCCGGCGCUGGCGCCGCAUGUUCGAAGUCAUUUGGAAGCACCUCUGGUUCAGCAAGCUGCCUUCGAUGACUUGGUGUACGAGGUAGACGUAAUGAGAAACAUAGCGACGCGGCACGACGAGCCGAGAGAGAGUCCGCCGCCUAGGAGGGCAAGUGUGCCCGCGGUAAUGUUAUCACCCUCUAAUACAGUUCCGAAUACGCCUGCUGUAGACGAGGAGGAGCAGGCGGUCGCAGGUAGAUUAGAAAUCAGAGUCGUAGAUGCGACUGGUGGUGCUACGGUUGUGCAAACUAGUGCUGAUAAGGAACCUUUACAAAAAAAAUUAACGAACGGUACGGUAGGUAGCCCAGCUAGUCCGAAUCCAGGUCCAGAGGAGCAAUCUGUUUAUUACGAUGCGACGGAGAAUCGCCUUCCAGUAAACAACGUUCCAAACAAAAUUUCCACAACUACGGCUACCUCGACAGCAGUGCCGAACAACACUGUUAUUUUCCGCGAAGCCAAAGAAAACAAAGAUAAAGAGCCAUCGAGUAGACCUCACAGUGCUCAUAGCAAGAUUCCAGUUCCCGUGAGAAGUCCCAGGUGUUCGUUAUCCGAGUCCACACCGGAGACUAACACGCCGAACACCAGAACGGGUACUGGCAGUGAUCUCGACAAAGCGGCGUCUAUAAACUUGAUAUCCAAAGAGAAAGAAUCAAUUCAAAUGCGAGGCAAGCCGCUGAGCAUCCAUGCGACCUCCACAGCCACGGCCAUGACGACGACUGCAGCGGUCGCAACGACUACGACGACAGAAAGCGCGGCUACUAGCGGUCCUUGCCUUCGUCGGUGCGCCACCCUACCUGACGCCCGACCGAGUCUUGGAAGUAGCCUCACUUCGACAAGCUCGACCGAGGAGGAGAACAACCUGACAGGUUGUACGCCGGCGCUGCGCCGACGUCGUCAGAGUGAGAAGUACGUGACGGACGCGAGCCAGUUAAAUCUGCGCUUCCAGAGGCCCCAGCAACGCAGGCCCAGGCCCAGCUCUGAGUUACUGCCGCGCUUCUAUCCGAGGGGUGUGCCCUCGCACCUUCUCGGUGGCGCUGCCUCCAAGCGCGAGGAGAGCAGCGACAACGAUUCGGACAGCAGUGCCGCCGCUGUCGCCGCCGCCGCCAGACAGCAGCAGCAGGCCCCACCACCUCCACCUCCACCGAGCAGUCUGCCACCUCACACCGCCGAGAACAACGCCAGGUGUCGAAGAUUCAGGCCUAUCCCGGACGGAGCGAUGAUAAGCAGAGAGACGUGAGGCUUGGCGUUUAGAACGACAUUCGAAAAAUCUCUGUUUGUGCUGCUGCAGAGUAGCGCGCACUUCUGCAAUCGUCAAAGUGCUUCACCACAGCCAACAAUGUAUGUGAUGCCUUUUCCGGAGUUGAAAGAGUAUAAAUACAGCUUUUAUACGAGAGGAGGAUGCGACUGAUUUUAGAAGAAGAUAAAACAAAACAAGAGGACUGCUGUCACUUGGGAUGCAAUUAACGAACAAACGAUAUUUUCGAGUCAUGAUAAUGGAAUAUAUAUGAUGCGUAGGAUACAGCUUGCGCGGAACGUGAGCUGGCAGCAAGUGACAAUGUGAUUCAUGGUAUUCUUUGCGAUAUAUUUCGUAUGUAUACAUACUGUUCCGUAUUGCUAUGAGAGUGUUGUCGAAGAGAUACGCGAGAGUAUUUCUUACCGCAUAAUAUCGACGACAUAUAAAAGUCGACAAGCAGAGUUUUAAAACAAAAUUGGUAAUAUGGUGCGAUUAGCAUGGAAUGUCAAUUAUUGUUUUUAGUCGUGAAUAUUUUAGGUUUUAACUUCGAAAGUUUCGUUUUGAUUCUCUGCGCGAGGAGCUUAUUAUUGACUCUCCUUUUCUUAAAAAGAAAAGUUCCGUUUAAAACGAUAGUUUUAUUUAUAUUUAUUUAUUUUUCUUUCUUUUUUCAAAAAAUAAAAUUUUUAUUCGAGCUUUUUUGAAAAAAAAAACAUGAUCGUUACUUAUGUAAAUAAUAAUUGGAUGCGUUGCCUGUAAAAUUUAUUAAUUUGUUAACGUAUUUUACUUUGAUAAAAUAAUAUAUUCAACGAUCAUUGGAUUAUUAAGGAGAGAAAUGUAGGUUUGACAUAGUAAAAACACGUAUCGGAGAUAGUGCGAAUGAGUAUAUGGACGCAUAAUUAAUGUGUGCAAGGUGUACGUAAGAAGCUCGCAUCGAUGGGAGGUAAAUGUCGGAGUAGUUUUUUGGUGAAGUGCGAGUGCUAGUCUCGAUAAAAUAUCUAACCGCGCCAAUAUCAACAGAAUGCAACAAUUUUCACUUAGGAAUUUACAGUAGCGUAUAAAUCUAUAACUUUAUCCGCAGUUCUAGCAAGCUUCAGCUAACCAAAAUGAAAAUAAAAUCCUAACAGUUGUUCGUUACGUACAAUUGGACAAAUAAGCACUUUCAAUUAUUUAGAUUCAUACCUUUAAAUAUUUAAUGUACUAAUAUAUUCUAUUAAUUAGCAAUUACAGCCAUAGUCAGCAGCCAAAGCUCUAAUACUGUUUGUCGGUUACGUGCGAUCAAUGGUUGAGUUAUCAAACAAUUAAGAGUCUCGCGCAAUAAUGUAUCCUUGAACUUUUCAGUCUAUGCUACGUAUCUUAGGUAAUUCUCUAGAGUCCAAUGAAUAGUUUAUUCUUUCGCCUAUUCAAACGCUCGUUGGGAUAGAGAAAAGACUUUUCGUGCGACUUUUCUUUGCAAAUAGCAGUUAGAUUUCUUGUGAUUAAUAAUAUCGAUUGUAAUUUUGUUCGUGUCUCUGCUUGAUAUUCGUAGGGCUUCUACUUAAGAAUCGCGCAUCUCCGUGAAAUACCCUAAAGUGCGUAUAUAAAAAAAUUAUAGAGCUUAAAUGGAAACGUUAUCUUUUCUCAUGGACUUUCUUAACGAUCUCAAUUCGUAAAUAAGAUCGAGAACUUAAUGAAUUGUCGAAUGAGUCGUCGAGCUAUAACAGUGAUGUUAAGUUACAUGUGUGAAGAAUUCUUUACUGUAAUACGUACUUGAAAGUCAUAAGCAAUUCGCAAUUUGUAAAGCGUGUUAAAUUCAGUGAUAUAUAAAACUAGUCAGCUAGAGUUUUAACUGUUGUCUUAAAAGAAGUAGGGUUUCAAUGUAACGUCACAUCUUCUUGAGUAAAACGACGGCUAUUAUAUUAAUGAAGGGGAAAGAAAAACACUUUUAUGCACACCUUCAUACAUUACGUUUACAGUUAAAUUUCCGAGUAGAGACUUAUAAUUAAAAAGCAUAAGAUCAAAAAUUGAGCACGCGAGGCAACUCAAGUUGUCGGGUGACGUUACACUCUUCCCUCGGAAUUAGAUUAGUUUUCAAAUUAGUGCAAUACGCUCCGAUGGUAAAAAUAUUUGAAUACAAAUGAAGCGGAAAAAUAUUUCCCACGUGUAUUAUAUGCCAAAUUAUUAUCAAUAUUUGUAAUAAUAAUUACCAAUUAGUGACUGAGCAGUAUUGUUGUAAACGGUUAACGCGUAAUUCAUAAUAAUCAAUAUCUUGCUUCCAUGCCGAACUGCGGAAACGACAAAAUGUGUAACAAAUCUGCUUUGCGCAGCAAGCAAUUUUGGCUCGAUAUAAGGGGAAGAACUUGUGAAAAAUACUCAUUUUAAAGGUUAAAAUUUUUGACGAUUGAAAUUUCUCUAAUAACAAAAAAAAUGUCAUGAUAAAAUUGACUUAAAAAAAAUGUUAAAGAUUUUCAAAGGUGAGAAAGUCGUGUCUAUAAAAAAAUGUUGCAUUCCGUUGAAAGGGAGAAAAACUCUGAACGCUCGGGACCUUUCCAUCGUUUGGGUUCCUGUAAAUAGUUAUACAAUACAUUGUAACGCAAGGAAACCGAUGCUAAAAAAUUAUUGAAAAAUUGUAAGAGCAGGAAAAUUUUAAUGCAACAUCGCCGUAAAUGAUAAAUGAUGUAAUAUUAAUAAUUAACGCUAAAUGAUUGUAUCUUCUCUGCUUUGUGAUUUACAUGUUAUAUAGAGUUGAAGAAAAUACCGAAAGCAAAAGAAGAUUAAAAAAGAAGACGAUUUUUUCUCGUCAAGUUUACAUAUGAAUGGCUACACUCUACUAUAUCUGUAACCCUUCUUGUCGAAGGAAAAUAAGAGUACUAUUAAUUAUAAUAAAUUAAUGAUUGUAAUAAGUAUAUGCAAAUAGUAAACAGAUACAUCAUUAUUGUCUAUGGA
Molecule: messenger RNA, 6925 nt
Organism: Nasonia vitripennis (jewel wasp)
Lineage: Eukaryota; Metazoa; Arthropoda; Insecta; Hymenoptera; Pteromalidae
Gene: Asator
Product: tau-tubulin kinase homolog Asator
Exons: 16
Coding region: 512-4006 (1164 amino acids)
Biological process (GO): peptidyl-serine phosphorylation; signal transduction
Cellular component (GO): nucleus; cytoplasm
Molecular function (GO): protein serine/threonine kinase activity; ATP binding
Source: RefSeq, a predicted model, not a curated record